UUGGAGACGAAAAACACUGUAUGUGCUAAAUAACACCGAUAGAUUGUGAUUCUGUCGGCUAGUCAAGAAAGAUGCCUGGCAGUGUAAUCUCAGCGGCUGGAAGUCAGUCUUCAUCAGCCUCAUCAAGAAGAGGUAAAACUAAGAAUUACAGGACUGUAAGCAACCAUUCACAAGUAGAUGAAUCUUUAUUUGGUGCCCCAAACCAUGUCUCCAAACGCCAAGAAUUGCUUCAGGAAAAAUGGAGCAACCAGGACGUUUCAAUUGAACAGAUGGCACACGAAAGGAGUGCAAAGAGGAAAAAUGGCAAUGGAAAGAAAGGAAAAGAAACAGUUCAAGUGAUUACAAAAGAUCUAAUCCGAAAUUUAAUAGUUCCAACAGCAGAUCCGUCUGGACAGUCCAUGGUCCUGUCACGAUAUGAUUUCUACAGGAUCCUAAAAUCAGCAGAAGUUUUAACUAAAGAACAAAAAUUAGCUGAACAGAUGCGUAUUAAGGAAGAGAAACUAAGAGAAGAGGAGGAGUGCCAAAGACGAAAAAAUGAAAUGAAGGAGUACGACAUGGAUAGGAGGAAAAAUGAGAAACUUAACGAUUUAGAACAAGAGGCAAAAGAGAAUGCAGAACACUUAUUGGCCAAGGCUAAUGAAAUGAGACAGGAACAGGAGGAUGAAAUCAAACAUCUUAAUGAGCUUAUCUUGAAUGCUAAAUGCCAUGCUAUUCGAGAUGCUCAGAUUCUCGAGAAACAUCAGAUUAAGGGUGAGAUGAUCACUGAAGAAAAGCGUCUAGACUCCAUGAUGGAGGUUGAUCGACAGAACGCCAUUAAGAUUCAAGAGGAGAUCGAAAAACAGAGAAAGGGGGAGCGAUACCUAGGGGCUGCUAAACUCCUGGACCAAAUCCAGGAGAAUGAACAAUCACGUUUGUUUGAGCUGGAGAGGAAGGACAUGGAAAAUGUACAGAUGCAGAAAUACAUUGAGAAAAUGAUGGAGGAAGACAAGACAAGUCUUGAGAAGCGUAAAGUUGAACAGACUAAUCUCAGGGAAGAGCUAAACAAAGCCAACGAAGAGAUGAUUCAAAGGAAGACUCUCAGAGCUGAGCAGGAAAGAGCAGAGGAGGAGAAGGUCGUGGAGUACAUGAAAAAGAAAGCUGAGAGAGAGGCUGCCUUUGAGAAAGAACAAGAACGUAUCAGGAUUGAAAAGGAGAAAGAGACUUCCCGAUUACGAGCACUUCAGGAACGUGCCAGGGAUGAACAAGCUGAGAGGGACGCCCUGCGAGCCAAGCGUGCCCAGGAACAGACCGAAAGGGAAUGGAGGAAGAAGGAGGCAGAGGAAAUGCGCAAAAAAGCUGAAACGGAAGCCAUGUUGAUUGACGCACGUGCCAAACAGAUGCACCAGAAGGAACAUUUCUUAGCUGUCCAGGCACAAAGGGAACGCGUCGAGUUCGAGAGAGUUCUUCGAGCUCAGAAGGAACUUGUGGAGAAGGAACGUCGAGAGGAGGAAGAAUCUGCCAAGAAACGACAUGCUCAUGCUGAUGAUGUUCGACACCAAAUUCGCCAGAAAGAAACACAGCGUAUUAUGGAGCGUAAUGCAUUCUUUGAAGAGGGUGUUAAAUUGGACGAGGAAGCUCGUAUCAGACGAAACAAAUUAGAGGAAGUGAAGAGGAAGAAGUUAGGAGAGUUGAGAAAUGCUGGAAUUCCAGAAAAGUAUUUGGCACAAGUGGAAAGAAAAAUUACAGCACCCCAGCAAGUCAGUGCUUGAGGAAUACCUUAUAAACUGUCAAACAAACUUUCUAAGGAUUAAGAUUAAGAUAUAAUCCACACCUAUGAUAUACAUUCCCUGAGGAACAACAAGAGUGAUAUAUUUAAAAUUUGAAAAAAUGGAAACCCCUUUAGAGUUUAGGUUUGUUUAUUUCAAGUAUGAAGCUCACAAAACUAAAAUUCAGGUUACAGAGUAUGAACACCUCAGAUAUUCAGUUACAAGAAUGAUGGUCAAUUCA
This is a messenger RNA of Ylistrum balloti, 1986 nucleotides long. Its product is annotated as cilia- and flagella-associated protein 45-like. The transcript is spliced from 9 exons. NCBI's taxonomy places the organism in Eukaryota, Metazoa, Mollusca, Bivalvia, Pectinida, Pectinidae. Bases 72 to 1748 code for a protein of 558 amino acids. The record is from RefSeq and is a predicted model, not a curated record.